This is a messenger RNA of Adelges cooleyi (spruce gall adelgid), 474 nucleotides long. RefSeq lists its product as uncharacterized. The coding region runs from base 1 to 474 and encodes 157 amino acids. Lineage: Eukaryota; Metazoa; Arthropoda; Insecta; Hemiptera; Adelgidae. The record is from RefSeq and is a predicted model, not a curated record. The transcript has 5 exons.
AUGGAUAAUUAUCCAUACGGACCACCAUCUCCACCAUCUCCACCAUCUCCACCAUCUUCACAAACUCCACCAUCUCCAACAUCUCCAACAUUUCCACCAUCUCCACCAUCUCCACUAUCUCUAACAUUUCCACCAUCUCCGCCACCUCCACCGUCUCCACCAUCUCCACCUCCACCACCAUUUUUCGACAACAGCUGGAAUACACUUUCGGAGAACUUUCAACAGCCACCAAAACCAACUUACGACAGUGACGAGAAUAACUUUUCGGAGGCCUUUCAACAGUCAGCAGCUAUGACGAGCAGUGAAUAUUGUGCAGGGUCACAGCAACCACCAUCAGCGUCACAACAACCGCCAGCAGUGCCAAGGGGGCUCAAAAUAAUCAAAACCGCAAACACUAGUGGUACUUCAAAUGUAGUCUUUACAAAAGAUGACCGCAUGAUAGUCAAUGGCGUAGAAGCUUCGGACGAUGAGUAA